Molecule: messenger RNA, 2190 nt
Organism: Neltuma alba
Lineage: Eukaryota; Viridiplantae; Streptophyta; Magnoliopsida; Fabales; Fabaceae
Product: E3 ubiquitin-protein ligase MBR2
Exons: 6
Coding region: 294-1871 (525 amino acids)
Molecular function (GO): ubiquitin protein ligase activity
Source: RefSeq, a predicted model, not a curated record
AAAUAUAUAUGUUCAUUGCUUCUGUCAAAGUAAUAGCAUUUCCAGUAAACAUAUAUUACGACGUCUAAAUUUGGCUAUAAUUACAUGUAAUCUAGCAUCAACCCCUCAGACGUGGUGGCUUGGAAGUUCUGACUUCAGUCCCGGGAAGAACAGGGCAAAUAUGCAAACAAAGUUAUGGUGGCUGAUUGGAAACUGUUUACGUGGUUUGUACCGGGAUGCUUACAAAUUCAAUAACUCAAGCUGAGUUCUUGCCAAAAGUUGUGUUGCAGAUCUGAAGGAAAAAUAAACAAUAGAUGGAUAUAUAUGCUGGUAAAAGAGCUGUUGAUAGGAAUGUGGUCUCUAGAAAGGGAGCGCCUCAUUUAUUCAGAAAUGCUGUUAAUACAAAGGAUCAAAGUGGUCAGUUGUGCAGCCGACCUAAUUGUAGUAGCAGGAUUCACUCUUCUAUAGUUGCUGAGAAUGUUUCCUGUAGAAAAGGUAAAUCUUUGAGGCCGUCAACCCAAUCCUCUUUAAGUGGCAAGGAAGCAAUUGGAAGAUCCUGUAGAAGUUUCUCAGGAACUAGUAAUCCAAGGAAGUCCCUUAAUGUGCCUCGGCAAACACUAUCCUCAAGGUUAGAGACAGAUUCAUCUGAAACUAGCAGCAUAAAGGAUGAAGCUGAAAGCCCUCCAUCUGCUACUUAUCAAAGUCGGCUUCAAGCUGAGCAAGGACAUGCAGAGUCUGAUAACGUGAUGCUGAUGGAAGUAGCAAGCACUAGUGGAGUUUCGAAAACAAGGUCCCAAAGGAAUCUUCGUCAACCUGGAUUGCAUGGUCAGGAAACUAAAAGCAUUGGCUCAGUGACACGUGCUGGUACCAGCCGAUAUAAUUUGAGGAACACCAAGUGCAACUCAGUAAAUGAUGUCAGCUCCACAAGUUGUUCCUCUUCAGAUUCAAUCAUGAGUGGAGGGAAGGAUAUGGUGAAGAGAAGAAAUUAUGAAAGGGAAAAUAGUUCCACUGCCAGGGGGAAGAAGUCGAGUGGGUCUUUAUUGGAAAGACAGAAUUCUGGUUCUGGAAGUGGCAUAUCUAUUUAUGAUCCAAGAAGAUCAAGAAAUACUCCUCCUCACAGGGACAACAUUGCAUCAGUUAGAACUCGAAGGUCUAUGGGAGGUAAUGCUAGGGAAAGGCUUCCAAGCCAUGGAAAUGCACACUCUAUGCAGCCCAAUGAAUCCCCUGCUUUGAGACCAUCUGUGUCUCGUGAACUUGUCUUCCCACAUCAUACUUCUGCAGAGGCUCCUUUAAUUCAAUCGAGCUCCCAUGGUAGACCAGGUUCAAGAAGCGGGCAGCCUGCAUCUCCUGCAGAAUUUGACAUCACUUAUCCUCUGACAAAUCGAAGUAGACAACAGCACCAAAACAGUGUUGCUGAGGUACUAUUCGCACUUGAGAGGAUUGAACAAGAUGAAGAGCUGACAGAGGAGGAAAUUCGUUUUCUAGAGACCAAUUUCCUCCUUAAUGGACUAUACUCGUAUGAUCAGCAUAGAGACAUGCGUAUGGAUAUUGAUAAUAUGUCAUAUGAGGAACUAUUAGCCCUGGAAGAAAGGAUGGGUACUGUGAGCACAGCUUUAACAGAGGAAGCACUGUCAGAAUGCCUUAAAAGAAGCAUCUAUCAGCCUACACCUUCGGAUGAUGACGAUGAGAGUAGCAGUAUUAUUAAUGACGAUAUCAAAUGCAGCAUCUGCCAGGAUGAAUAUGUGGCUGGAGAUGAAGUGGGGAGCCUGCAUUGUGAGCAUGGAUAUCAUGUGGGCUGCAUACAACAAUGGCUUCGCCACAAGAACUGGUGUCCUAUCUGCAAAGCAUCAGCAGUACCUUCAGAUUCAUCUGUUGCCUCUGAUCAGGCCUGACCAGUAGCUGGGAUAGUUAUUUUCUUCAACUUAUAGCUCCCCCUCCUCUCUCAUCCUAUUUGCUUUUUGUACAAAUUAGAGCUGUUACUUGUAAUUUCUUAUUGGUCAUUUUGUACAUAGCCAUUAUCUUCAUCCUGGUCAGUGACACAAGGCGCUGGCUUGACUGUGGAACUUCUCAAGUGUCCCAUCUGCAUAAAGCUUCGUUUGAACUACCUGUCCCCCUCCUUUAUCUAGUUUCUGCAGUGGAAAGGAUUUCAUAUUCAUUUUUAAACUUGAAAUUACCCCCAGUAAUAAUGAACAUUCCAUCUUUUGGCAUGCA